Drosophila eugracilis is the source of this 2702-nucleotide messenger RNA. RefSeq names its product NF-X1-type zinc finger protein NFXL1. NCBI's taxonomy places the organism in Eukaryota, Metazoa, Arthropoda, Insecta, Diptera, Drosophilidae. The transcript has 10 exons. Gene Ontology annotation, cellular component: nucleus. Gene Ontology annotation, molecular function: RNA polymerase II transcription regulatory region sequence-specific DNA binding; zinc ion binding; DNA-binding transcription factor activity, RNA polymerase II-specific. The record is from RefSeq and is a predicted model, not a curated record. Gene Ontology annotation, biological process: regulation of DNA-templated transcription. Bases 83 to 2614 code for a protein of 843 amino acids.
UGUUAUCACAGUGCACUCCAUCCCUGGUUCUACCCCCGAGAUUUUAUUCCCAGUUGAUAGACAUAUAAACGCCGGCUAAAAAAUGGAAAAGUUCAAUAAAGCGCAUGCUAAAAAUCUGGCUGCUGCCCAGAAACUGGUGGACACCUAUGCCUCCAGCUCCGAGGAUGAAGGCGAACUGGAUGAGAAGCAUAUUUUGGAACUUCUAUAUAAGAACUAUCGGCCUACAGAGAGCGCAGAAAAGACCACGGAUGCUGCCCGCACCAGUACGUUCCUGGAAAAUACCCUUCACUCGGGAGCAGCUACUUGCCUUAUCUGCAUCGGAAGCAUUCGGCGAGUGGAGGCCAUUUGGUCGUGUGAGAGCUGCUACUGCUUCUUCCACUUGAACUGCAUACAGCGUUGGGCCAACGACAGCAUGAUGCAGAUGAAGGUGAAGGCCGCUGAACAGCAGAAUGGUCAGGCCAGCCAGGGUCACUACAAUCACCUGGGCGAGUUUGUUCCGCCCAAGCGUCAAAAAUCCCUGCACUGGUGCUGCCCUCAGUGUCGCAGGGACUACCAGCCUACGGAGAAACCCACGCAGUACAAUUGCUUCUGUGGCAAGGAGGCGAAUCCUGAAAAUCAGCCAUUCCUGGUUCCUCAUUCUUGCGGAGAGAUCUGCGGGAAGCUGCUACAGCCCAAGUGUGGACACGAUUGCAAGUUGCUUUGCCAUCCGGGACCAUGUCCUCCGUGUGCCCAGCAAGCACAGAUCUCCUGUUUGUGCGGGAAAUCUAGUCCCAGGUCUGUGAGAUGUAUUGAAAAACAGUGGAGAUGCCAACAAGCGUGCAAGGAUCUUUUAGCAUGUGGCAAACAUAAGUGCAAUCAAGUGUGUCAUCGACCAGGACAAUGUCCCCCUUGUACCAGCAAGAGCUUGCAGCCUUGCGAGUGCCAACGAGAAUCCAAGAUGGUCAACUGCUCCGAUCCUAAAUGGAAGUGUCAGAAUGUGUGUGGAGCUCCUUUUGCGUGUGGCUUACAUAUUUGCGAAAAGGUUUGCCAUGCCGGUCCCUGCGGCGAUGGGGAAUGUCCUUUGCAAUUCAGGAGUUGUCCAUGCGGAAAGAAUAGGCAAGUAAGACCCUGUAAUGAGGCGGAGGAGACCUGUGGCGAUACUUGCCAAAAGGUUUUGUCCUGUGGCCAACACACUUGCACCCAACGUUGUCAUCGAGGACCCUGCAUUUCCUGUCCAAUAAGAACCAAGAAGAAAUGUCGUUGUGGUCUGCAUGAAAAGGAGCUGCCAUGCUCCAAGGAGUUUACUUGCGAAACAAAAUGCAAGCAGAUACGUGAUUGUGGCAAACAUGCUUGUAAUAGAAAGUGCUGUGGGGAUCAGUGUCCGCCCUGUGAAAAAAUUUGUGGCAAGCAGCUUAGCUGUAACAAGCACAAAUGUCAGUCCGUCUGCCACAAUGGACCUUGCUAUCCUUGUAAACUGGAAUCCCAGAUCAACUGCCGCUGUGGAAAAACCAAAAGAAGUGUUCCAUGUGGCAGGGAAAGGAGCGCACGCAUCGUGUGCUUGGAACUUUGCCGAGUAACUGCCAAAUGCCAUCACGCUAUUAAACAUCGUUGCCACAAGGGCGAAUGUCCACCUUGUGGCCAAGUCUGCGGUCUUCCCAAUGACGUUAGCAAAUGUGGACACAUCUGUAAGGCUCGUUGCCAUCAGGCAGUUCGAGUUAAUAAAGCAAAAGAGGCUAAGCCUCAGGCUAAAAAAUACGAGUAUAAGGCACAACCCCAUCCCCGCUGCGAAGAAGGUGUUGUUGUCACAUGCAUCGGGGGUCAUGAGGUUGCAAGCUGGCCUUGCUGGAACUCUAAGCCUAGCUCCUGCCAGCGAAAGUGUGCGCGACAGCUUAAGUGCGGCAACCACAAGUGUUCAUUGGUUUGUCAUUCGGUGGCGCUUCCACAGGACAUGGCUCAGCAAGCUGGAUGUGCUAAUUGUGAGGAGGGUUGCUCUGUCCCUCGACCCACCGGAUGUGUUCACUCUUGCCCAAAGGGUUGUCAUCCCCCGCCCUGUGCUCCCUGCAACUUUGUGAUCAAAAGCAAGUGCCACUGCGGCCUUAAUCAGUUGGUAUACAAAUGUAGCGAGUUUUUCGAUGAGACGGGUACUGUCCAGGAAAUUAUCGAGCGAAGGGAAAAGCUACGUAGCUGCGGUAACCGUUGUUUAAAAAACUAUCCCUGUGGUCAUCGCUGCACAGCGAUAUGUCAUUCUGGUAAGUGUCCUAAUCCUGAGUUGUGCCGCAAAAAAGUUCGCAUCUUUUGCGCGUGCAAGCGACUCAAGCAGGAGAUUGCCUGCGACAAGCACCGUGGUGGUCAGACGACCUUGCUGUGCGACUCCAACUGCAAGGCGGAACAAUCUCGAGCCCAAAUGGCGGAAAAGGAGCAUUUGGAACAAAAGCGUCGCAAUGAAGAGGAGCGAAACCGCCUGGAACUCGAGAAGUUUGAGGCUAAGUUCGGCAAGCGCAAGCCCAAGGAGCGUAAAAUUGUUGAUGUGGGUCCAGCCAAAGCCAAGAUUGACUGGCAGCGUAGGGCCAUCUAUGUAGUGUCAAUCCUCACAGUUGUGGGGGCCAUCGUAGUGGCUUUCUACCCGGACAGUUAAAGGAAUGACAAAAACCAAUUCAAACAAGAAUUUGUAAUAUCAAUUUAAACAGUUUAGCAAAUAGAACUAAAAAAAUGACUGAUAAGCA